AAAGACUUCCGAGGCAUGCUGAAGAAACUCAGCGAAAUGAAGAAAGAGAGAGAGGAGGAGAUUGCAGAGUUUGUGUCACACAUCACCAAACUGAAACCUAUUGAGGUCAGCUGCGACGACUGUGCAACAAUUGAGUUGGACAUGGACCUCAAGGAUCCUAUGAGCAAAAUUUUCCUGUACAAGGAUGGCGUCAUGGUUCCUUUCAGUAAAGAAGAGGGCGAGACGUUGAAGCAUAGUUUGAAACAAAUUGGCAAGAAAUACGUAUUCACGAUUAAAAAACUAGGUGCAGAGGAUGCUGGACUCUACUCAGUGGAUGUUGAGGGCGUCAAUGUAUUUUCCACAGACUUUAAAGUACCCGAAGUUGACUUUGCUGUCAAGAUACAUGAGGUCAAGGCAACAGAACGAGAGGACGCGCUCUUUCAAUGUGUACUGACUGCACCCAUGAAUGAGGUCAAAUGGUUUGGCAAAAACGCAGCACUGUCAAAUGAUGAAAAACAUGAAAUCAUUGUAUCUGAAGAUAGGCUCAUUCACAAGCUGAUUGUGCGGGACUGUAUGCCUUUGGAUGCUGGUAUCUAUGCUGCUGUGGCAGGAAUCAAAUCAUGCAAUGCCUGGCUUGUGGUUGAAGACCCAGGAGUUCACUUUCAUGCUGGGCUUUCUGACUGCAAAGCCAUUGUUGGAGAAGCAGCAGAGAUGGAGUGCAAAGUGAGCAGUGAAGACUGUCAGGGAAUCUGGUACAAAGAUGGAGAGGAGAUUACAUCAUCUGAGGGUAUAACCAUUACAAAAGAAGGAACUUUCCACAGGCUGAAAAUUCACAAAGUGACAGAGGAAUUUGCUGGAAAAUAUAAAUUUGAAGCGGAUGGACGGAAAACAGAGGCCCUGAUUGUUGUUGAAGAUCCACCCAGAUUUGAUACUAAGGAACUGGAGGCAUUUAAAAUUCCUGUAACAGUGAAAAAAGGACAGAAAGCUACCUUCAAACUACCCUAUAUUGGAGGGGAACCUAUAAAAGUUCAGUGGUACCUUGACGGUGAAGAGCUUUCGAAUGAAUCAAAUAUCAAGCUUGAGCACGCAGAUGGGUAUAGUCGUCUGCUUCUGACCAAGCUGCAACGCAAAGACAGCGGUGAAAUCAAAAUGAAACUCAAAAAUGAGUUUGGCACUAUUGAGGCCUUCAGCCAGCUCGUUGUACUGGCAUACCCUGGACCUCCAUCAGCACCAAAGAUUGUGAGUGCCUUCAAGGACUGCAUCAAGCUCUCCUGGGCCCCUCCUUCCAACACUGGCGGAACAAAUAUUCUGGGAUACAACCUUGAGAAACGCAAGAAAGGCAGCAACCUGUGGGGCCAAGUCAACCCACAUGAUGAGAUGAUCAAAGGGAAGGGAUAUGCUGCUAAAGACGUGGUUGAAGGCAUAGAGUAUGAAUUCCGUGUGUCAGCAAUCAAUAAUUCUGGAGCCGGUGAAUUCAGUGCACCGUCUGAGUUUGUGUUUGCCAGAGACCCUAAAAAGCCUCCUGGUAAAGUCAUUGACUUUAAAGUGACAGAUUCCACCUACACAACCCUGUCCCUGUCUUGGACCAAACCCAAGGACAUUGAGGGGGUUGAGGAUGAGGCAAAAGGAUAUUUUGUGGAGAUCAGGCCUGCAGAAAACACAGAAUGGGAUCGCUGCAACACAAAUGCAAUAACCAUGAAUACCUUUACAGUGAAAGGCAUGAAGUCAUUGGCCAUGUACUGGGUGAGAGUAAUUGCUACUAAUGAUGGAGGAGAGGGAGAGCCGCAGGAGCUGGAUAAUUACAUCCUCGCUAUGCCUCCUCCUGUGAGGCCACGGUUCACAGAUGCAAAAAUCAAGAGUUUCAUGGUGGUGAGAGCAGGAAAUUCUGCCCGAUUCAACAUUAACUUUGAGGCCUCCCCUUGGCCUGAGGUCAUCUGGCUGAAAGAUGGAGCACCAGUGUCCAAAAAAGUGACCGUCAGCAAUGCAGAGGGCACAUCCCAGCUUCUGAUUCCCUCCUCUGAGCGCACAGAUACUGGAAUCUACACAAUCAUUGUUAAGAACAUUGUUGGCCAAGAAACAUUCAGCAUUGAAAUUAGAGUCACAGAUGAACCUAAGCCACCAGGUCCUGUGGAGCUUGAUGAAAACGUGCCUGGUACAGUGACUGUUUCAUGGUCCGCAUCUCCAGACGAGAAACGUGACGACAGGCUGCACUACAUGGUGACUAAGCGUGAUUCAAGCAAAAGAACAUGGCACACUAUUGCAGAUCUCAUCUUCAACAAUAGAUUCACAGCCUGCAACAUAAUGCCGGGCCGAGAAUAUCAGUUCAGAGUCUAUGCAAAGAAUGACAUGGGCUCUUCCAAACCCUCUGAAUCACCAAAGUGGCUCAUUUCUGCCAAAAAAGAAAAGUUCACUGUGAACAUGCCAAAGUCGAAGACCUGUAAUCUGCAGUGUCCUCCGAGGUUCAUUGUGCCACUAAAAUUGCACACUGCUCCUCAAGGGUAUGAAUGCUACAUGAGCUGUGCUAUAAGAGGAGAUCCAACACCUCAUGUGACAUGGCUCCGCAACAAUAUUAGUCUGAAUACCAACACUAACUACUACAUCUCCAACACCUGUGGAGUGUGUUCUCUGCUCAUAUUGAGGGUUGGACCUAAGGACACCGGGGAGUACAAGGUUGUUGCAGAAAACCCUAUGGGGCGGGCAGAGUGCUCCACUAAACUGACAGUCAGAGAAUAAAUACGCAACACUCGCUGAAGAUGAUAGAAUUGCUCUAAAACCGUAACAGGAGAGAAAAGUUUUGGU
Seriola dumerili (greater amberjack) is the source of this 2778-nucleotide messenger RNA. RefSeq names its product immunoglobulin-like and fibronectin type III domain-containing protein 1. Bases 16 to 2712 code for a protein of 898 amino acids. NCBI's taxonomy places the organism in Eukaryota, Metazoa, Chordata, Actinopteri, Carangiformes, Carangidae. The transcript is spliced from 15 exons. The record is from RefSeq and is a predicted model, not a curated record. Gene Ontology annotation, molecular function: protein binding.